Molecule: messenger RNA, 903 nt
Organism: Bipolaris sorokiniana ND90Pr
Lineage: Eukaryota; Fungi; Ascomycota; Dothideomycetes; Pleosporales; Pleosporaceae
Exons: 1
Source: RefSeq, a predicted model, not a curated record
GUCGGUAGGGGACAGUGUGGAACGGUGCUUGCAUUGAACGACACCGAUUGGGUUAUCAAAAUACCCAAUUCUCCUUCCAAAGUAGAUGAGCUUUUUACCGACUACCAGAUUCACUACUCAGUAUACAGCGCUCUGGCGCCUCUCACCUCCGUAAAGAUCUCUGUCCCUCGGCCUGAAGCAUGGAUCACGCACGGGAAUACAAUCUGGUUUGUAACGGCUCCUUGCUUUCCUAAAGGAAGUCCACCUAUUCCAAACUACGGUCUCAUUUCGAAGCGCAUCUUGUCCGUUCCUCUCUGCUUCCGCGAAGACAUCGUGGACUUAUUAUGCCCCGAAGCAAUCAAAACCGAAUUUCUCGAGAGACAUGAGAAUAAGGAUUGCCUGGUCAGACUCUAUUUAGGUCGUCGCAGUUGCACGUCGCAUAGGGAAUCUGGAAACAUCCGGCUUCGUAACUUUCCACUUCACGUUAACGAGAUGAAACAACUCUGGUUACGUCCAGAAUCCUACACUAUUACCAUGGCACAGACUUUAGCUUUCCUCCACUGGAAAGCCGGCAUCGAUGCAAACGAUAUAGAAUUUGUUCUUGUAGGCGGACAUCUUGUUAGUAGUAGUUAUCCAAGCGAACAGGAAGUCCGUGCAGCUACAAAGCAUACAGCAGGGAGAUUGCAUGUGACCAAUAUCAGAAACCAACAGACAUCAAUGUGGCUACUGGACUUUAAUCAGUGCCAGCAUUUUGAGUACCACGCGGAUGGCGAGGCGGGGUGCAAGGAAGUAAUGAAGAAACUUGCCGAGGGCUUCUGGUUCAAUGAUCCCUACUACCCGCGCCCCAAUGCCACCGACGAUGAAGACAAGAAACUUUGGGAUAUCUUUGUAGAGCACUAUCUCAAAACGAGUGCGGAGCUUGUU